AUGAGGAUGAUUUGCGAGAAGAGGAGCCUGAGCUCGAUCGAGCUGAGGAUCGAGCUGAGUCGAGCUGAGGAUCGAGCUGAAGAUGCCAGGAGAGUGCGGAUUUGGAGGAUUGGACUUCUCCAAAAGUUCAACAAAUGGCAAGGGAAAGCCAUUGAGAAGAUGCAAAAGUCCAUGGACAAGAUGAUCACUCCUCACCACCCAAGGAGGCUCCCUGCCCAAGAGCCUCACAGAGCCUCUUCUUUCGAGCCAAGGGAAGGAGAAGACAACACGCAGAGAAGGAGGAAGACUUCCAAGGCCAGACGCUCCAGCUCGACCACCGGACUCGAUCGAGUCCAAACAGAGGAAACUCAACUCGAUCGAGCUGAGGGUCGAGUUGACCUGGAGGAGCCCCUGUUUGAGAUCCGGAUUCGAGUACGAUCCCAGUACCAGGACUUCUCUCAGACUUGGACCCCUACACAGCUACGAGCACCAAGCUCCACCAAGGCCAAGGAAGCCACACCCACUUUGAAGAUGAAGAAGAGGAGGAAGAGGAGCCACAAGCUCGAUCGAGUGAGCCGAAACCCAGUUGAGUGGAGUGCUCCUGAUGGCCGUCUACCAUCUCCAGACCACGACCUAGCCUCCCAGUUCUUUGGGGGGCACUGA
Microthlaspi erraticum is the source of this 642-nucleotide messenger RNA. The record is from the annotation of a GenBank genome assembly. Lineage: Eukaryota; Viridiplantae; Streptophyta; Magnoliopsida; Brassicales; Brassicaceae.